AUGCCUCCGCCUGCCGUCGCCCUUCCUCCUGACGCCCGUCGCACUCCGUCGCGCAACAGUCGCACAGCCAGGCGACGUCGCGUACCCUCAAGCGAUGGCGUCUCGCCGGCGGUACUAGGAUCGCACGGCGGCGCAGGUCGCAAGGGAGUCGCGCCUGUGAACGGGGGAGUGGGUAGGCUUGAUGCGGUCGGGGGAGAGGCGGAGCGGGCGCACGACGGCGGAAGAACCGCACGGGUAGGGGAAGCUGCGGAAGCGGAGGGAGGAAGCGUCAGGAAGCGAUUGCGCGGUGCAGGGCAUGCGGCGGGGGAAGGGCGGGCGCGGAAUGAGGGGGGAGCGGAGGGGAGCGGGGCGGGGCGGUCGGACGUGUCUCAGUUCCUGCGGUCGUGGGUGUGGAAGCGCGAGGGCAAGCCUGACGUCGACCGCUUCGACCGCCCAUACCAGCACACCAUCGCGCGCCCCUUCUGCGCGCUGCACCCCGCGCGCUGCGACGCGCUGCCAUCCGCGCAGACGUCCGCACAACCGCAGCGCGCGCAGCCCCACGCCGCGCCGCAGGCCGCCUCCCCCGACGCAGCUGCGUCUCGCCCAUGCGUGUGCGAGCAGGCGCGCGUGGUGACGAUUGCGCAGCAACGCUUCGGACCGCUGGGAUUCGCGUCCACUGUGUGGGACAGCUCUAUAGUGGCGGGCAAGUUCCUGGAGCGCCACGCUCACCUGGUGCACGGCAAGACGUGCAUCGAACUCGGUGCUGGCUGCGGCCUGCUCGGCAUAACGCUGGCAGUGCUGGGAGCACGGGCAGUGGUGGUGACGGACAUGCCAGGCAACCUGCCGCUGCUGCACCGCAACGUGCACGCUAACGCACUGCACCACACCGUGCACGUGCACACCCUGCGCUGGGGGAACACCCUGGAUGCUUUCGCACUCUCUGUACCUGCUGCUGUCGCCUCGUCCUCAUCCCCCUCUCCCUGCUCCACAUCCCAUGAUGCGGCCAUCUCCUCAACCCCCCCCAAUCCCUCCUCUCACCCGCCAACGUUCGACCUAAUAGUGGCAACAGACGUGGUGUAUGACCACGGAGCAGUGGCGCCCCUGGUGGCCACGCUUGCCAUGCUCUGCGCCCCGCACUCCUCCGUGCUCCUUGCCCACGGCCGCAACCGCCAGGCGCUGCCCGAGUUCCUCAGGCUGGCGGGGGAGCGGUUUCAGGUGAAGGCAGUGGCGUGGGAGGACCUGGAUGAGACGUACCGGUGUGAGGACGUGCAGGCGCUGCUAGAGUUCCUCCUCAAGGAGAUGACAGAGCGGGUUUGGGCCCUGGCAGAGUUCCUCCUCAAGGUGCUGCAGGAGCGGGUUUGGGUGAGGGCGGUGGCGUGGGAUAGCCUGCAUGAGACGUACCGGUGUGAGGACACGCAGACCAUGCUCUCCCCCCCACUGAAUGCCCCCUUGCAUGCUGCUCGCAUGCUGCUGUCGCAGCCCACACCCCAAAAAUACCCCCCAGCUAACCAGCCAUAG
Messenger RNA from Closterium sp. Naga37s-1, 1497 nucleotides. Lineage: Eukaryota; Viridiplantae; Streptophyta; Zygnematophyceae; Desmidiales; Closteriaceae. The record is from the annotation of a GenBank genome assembly.